Molecule: messenger RNA, 1325 nt
Organism: Fomitopsis serialis
Lineage: Eukaryota; Fungi; Basidiomycota; Agaricomycetes; Polyporales; Fomitopsidaceae
Exons: 1
Coding region: 240-1013 (257 amino acids)
Source: RefSeq, a predicted model, not a curated record
CCGCCAUUUAGAUCCCCCGAUGCCUCCGUCAGCCUCCCUCCUCGCCGUCCUCGCUCGGAAACAACACCGCAUGUUUCAGCUGUCCAGUCUGCCAUGCUACUGUCUGCCCACACAGACAAUGCCCGGGGGCAAUCUGUGUUCGCUCUGCGUUCGAUGCAUCCGUCCGGAAGACGUUGACGUGUCCGCGGUCGAGGCGUCCUGCGAGUCUGAUAAGCCCUGAUCGAACCGUCGAUGGGCCAAUGCAGCUCUCGAUCGAAGUCACACCAGGCUUCGCUUCUGGCCCCGCGAUGAGCUCGUGCAGGCUGCCUGGUUCUGGCUCUGUCACUGUGUACUUACACUGGUAUGUGCGUUACCAUCCAAGUGCCCCGUCCAACCCCUCGUCGUGUCGGCGUUCGUCAGUUAUCAGGGAUGACAGGAUACGCCAUAGUGUCGCCUCAUCACCGUAUUCGCCUCUGAUUGCCUCCCGAGGCAACUGCCAUGCUCAAUUAGAUCGACUCUGCCGCUCCUUUCGUCUCUCGGGUAUCCUCCUCGGUCGUGGAUAUCACCCGGGAGUCUCAGACGUGCACGUGAGUGGGGUUGCCUUUCCUACGACGAACCGGCUUCUGCUUCCACGGCCUACGCCACCCAACUCGCCGAUCGCAUUGGCAACACAGAGGUAUAGCUGCUCUCUGGAGAGGCGACGCGGACAGAGAAGGUGCGUUGUAGUAUUCUGUUGCGAUCGGUUUGAAACCCUCACGAGGAAGUCCUCCAUGACUUGCUCGACGCGCCGGAUGGGUCGACUAACGACCUGCAGAGAAACCACGCCCGGGAUGCCAGGAAAGACAAGGCCAGCAACGAGCAGAAGUUACGGGAAACGUCUCCUCGCCCUACCCAGAAUCGUCGUUCGGAGAGCAAGCCGGUCUAAUGAACUUGAAGGGGGCACAGAUCUCGCCUCUGUCAACAUGAAGAAUAUUCUCCACGUCAUGCAUUCGAAUGGAUCGACGACCGAGGUCUGGGUGCGGUGGGCCAUGUAGCAGGGAGCGCAUUGAGCGACUGGUCAGGUCGCUGAGUACGCGGCGGACGGAGACGAUGGGCAACAGUGGGGGCGGGGAGCUGGAGGGACGGCAGCACGAAGACGUCGGAAGGCCGGACGAUGCGUCCUGACAGAUCUUGUCUACUUUGGUACUUGGAGGAAACCGACUGGACACUCAGAGUGUGACGAUCCUUGGACGACCCCUGGGCCCUCUGUCGCGCGUCAACGUUUCAACGUCGAGGGUCGAACAAGUCCGAUGCAUUAUUGCUGGUACUGGAUCUAUGUAACUCGUAAUGCAUGCUCUUGAUACUGC